AUGGACGUCAGUAUAAGCCAAAAUUUGAUUAAAUUCAGUUACUUUGACCCAUUCGAUGUUUUCGAAAGCAUUCGAAAGGAAUUGGAAGAUAGACUUCCGUUCAAAAGUCUACAUUGGAAGCCAGUGAAUGAGAGCUUACGGACAAUUUCGAGUCUUCCGGUGGGAUUAGUGAGAGAAACAGACGAAAAAUCAGGAUCUGACUGCAGCAAGCAACCGCUCAUACUAUUUUUGGUGAUAAAUUGCACAUCCAUCGAUGAUUACAGGGCGAAAAUACGCCCAUUGGUGAGACAGUGGCUCCCUCCAUCCAACGGGACUGGGGAUGAAGAUAGCUCUCACGGCAUGCCGGUGAAAAGAAUUGCAUUGAUACACACAAAUUCCAGUGUUUCAGGAAGCAAUAUCUUCAAAACAUUUAUGUUUUCUGAGAAGUUUAGUAAAGACUUCCCAUUUCUCACUGCCAUUGAGAUCAAGACCAUUUACAAAUCUGAAAAAGAGAAGAUGGACUUUUGGAACGGGACGCUGAAUCGUUUACGUCGUUAUACAAUGGAGGUUUUCGAGCAACGGCUCGCUUAUUUGGAAACCCAACGCAGCAGCAUCGCAACUGGUGAAACGGGUCAACUGGCUGCGAUACAAGAAAAUAUACUGAAUCUAUUUUUGAGCUUUCAUCUCAAUGACGAGGCUUCCCGAGAGCUGGAAAGUCUUAAACACACGCUUUUUCAAAACAUGGCCGCAGCAUCGCCCACCGGCGAAUUGGAGAUUCCUUUCCAAAUUUCACCAAAUGAUGAAAGGGCCAGAAGCAACUCAUUCAAAAUGGAUCUUGAUAAUCAGAAGUACAGCACCACCUUCGGGCUCAAUAAGUUUUUUUUCCUAAAACAGUGUGAGCUCAUUCAAAGCACUCAUGCACAGGCCGCAAGAAAUGCGCGUCUUUAUCAGCUAACCAAAUCUUUUUUAAAGACAAUCGGUAGACAUUUCAGAGGUUCGCCUUUGCUCAACAAUUUCAAAUGGUCAUUUGUGGCAUCUUUGCUGGAAAGCAGUAUUUUCGAUUCCGCAGAGUCACACAGCUACCGCGAGAUUGUGGCCGAUCUUAAAAUACUUCAACGAGACUGUUGGAUAGAUUUGGCAUACGCUUCAAAGGGUUUUAAACUACUACAUCGAACUUAUCCAGCCGGAGGAAGCAAGACGCAGUUGGAAAGUUUGAAUGCGACAUUCAGGGACGAAGAGACUUUCCACAAAAGCUAUUUCUUUGCAACAAAAGAAAUUAUCACCUUAUUGAACGGUCACAAUUCUAAGAAGUAUCGAACGGUCGACCUUCUUUCUGUCGAACUUGGACUUCUGCACUAUCAACGUGAAGAGUAUCAUAUGGCCAUUAGCAUUCUACACCCGUGUCAUGAAUAUUACAAGGGGUCUAGUUGGAACCUCUUGGCUUACCAUUUGUUAGAAUGUUUCAUCGAUUGCUUGAUAAAAUGUCCCGAGGUGGAAACACUUGCCAUAGGUGACGAGAACGUUCCAGCCCCCACUGUCUUGAGCAACUCAAUAUUAGAUUUACUGACUUCUGUCAAAACUGAUGACCUUAAGAGCUACUGGUGGGAUCGAUUCAUCGAAAUAAAUGAAGGAUGUGAUGGGAGUCUAAUUUAUCCACUGACCAACCUAUUCGACUUCGAUAUUCAGGGGAAACUAAUUGUGACACGACCCAAUCAUUUUGGCUUGAAGGUCAAAAUAACUAACGAUAAGAUACCAAAAUCUGUGGAGGUAAGAAAGAUGCAACUACGUUUCAAAAGCAGCGAUGACAAUAUAUUAGAGUUUGAUUUGCAAGAUGUCACUGUAAAACCUGGUGAGAAUGCAGUUUUCUUGGAAUGCACAAGAAUUUACUUCGGUAUUGUGAAAAUUGUUAGUUUAACGUGCACCGUGGGAAAAACAAUUUUUUGCCAAGAGUUCAGUCCCGAUGACGGGCGAGUCACCGAGCUUGAGCGUCCCAUAGAGGCUCGAAAUUUUGAGAUAAUUGCAGCCCCGUCAAACAAAUUUGAGAUUGGGAAAACCUCAAUCAACUUGAAAUACUUCAACAAUGAAAGAGUAGAGAAAUUCAAAUUAACUCUGACAGCCAUUGAGAUAAGUUCAAAAGCCCCGUUAUCAUUCGACAAAGAUGGUCGUCAACUUUCUAAAGAAAUUGAAGGCUUUGGCAUAUCUAAUGUGGAUUUAUUUGGACUCCCGUCGGGCGAUUUCCAACUCAAACAGGAGCUUGCUUUCAAAAUGAGCGACUACCCCGACAAGGAUUUUUACCAACGGGAUGUAAAGGACAUCAAGUCCACUUUGCCUGUUAGUGUUUCUGUCGAGGAUAUUGUCUUGGAUGGCAUGUUCUACUUCAAGUUUUUGAUCAACUCUUCAUCACCCACGGAGCCAAUCUUACUGCAUAAAUCAAGUCUUUCAUCAUUGAGACCGGAAAAGUACAGUAUCAGCGGAGGAUUCAUACCAAAAUGUUCUUUGCUGGUCAAAAAUGGCGAAAGUGACACUUGCUAUUCCUUUUUCCAGGUUUCAACCAAACCUUCAGAACGAUUUGCAAGCGAAGACCUAUUUCAUCUGAACGUGGCCUUCAAUACACUCAAAGACCAAUUGGAUCACUUGGUGACCAAUGCGAUAUUGAUUCAAGGAAACCCGCAGCUCGCCUCAAAGAUGGAGUCAUAUCGUGAUACCUGGAACUCCAUGAUCCUCACAAGAUUGGUAUAUGACUAUUCGUUGUUUGAGAGUACCUUUUCAUUGAAGCUUGUUUCAGACGAGUCCUAUGUGAACGACUUAAACCUACUCUUGAAUUCUAGAAUACACGACGUGCAGUUCCUUGAAGCAUCAACGAAGUGCCUACAGGCAAUCCAAAAAGGUUUCCAAUUUUCCCGUCUCGAAAUCGAUGAGUAUACCAAGGACCUGGUACCUUCUAUGCUUUUGGUUCCCGUAACUCUUCCUCGAUUGAGCCAUUUCUUUUCGGUGAAUUUGAAGUGUGAGAAAGGCCCAGGGUUGACAUUGGAAUUGGGCCAGGUAAUGUCCUUUUCACUAUCCGUCAAAGACGCUGCAGUUGAUUGGCAAACAACAUCUAGCAAGGCCAACAAUCACAUCCUCGAGCUUUUUAACUCCAGCGAAUGGCUUAUUGAUGGAAAGAGAAGGUUUAGUAUAGAAGGAGAAAGUGAUGCGCACACGAUCAAUAUGAUUCCGCUUCGAAGAGGUUAUCUCAAGUACCCAAAAAUCGAAAUAACAGAAAACGGUCGGAAGAUUUCAGAAGUAAACUAUUGCAACUCUAACGAAGUUACGUUGGUACUUUGA
Molecule: messenger RNA, 3303 nt
Organism: Lachancea sp. 'fantastica'
Lineage: Eukaryota; Fungi; Ascomycota; Saccharomycetes; Saccharomycetales; Saccharomycetaceae
Source: the annotation of a GenBank genome assembly